Molecule: messenger RNA, 18283 nt
Organism: Mirounga angustirostris (Northern elephant seal)
Lineage: Eukaryota; Metazoa; Chordata; Mammalia; Carnivora; Phocidae
Product: protocadherin gamma-A12-like
Exons: 1
Coding region: 9-2468 (819 amino acids)
Biological process (GO): homophilic cell-cell adhesion
Cellular component (GO): plasma membrane
Molecular function (GO): calcium ion binding
Source: RefSeq, a predicted model, not a curated record
AAGUGACGAUGAUUCCUGAGCGACUGCAUCAGGACUGCAAAGGGCUUGUCCUGCUGGGAGUUCUCCUGGGGGUUCUGUGGGAAACCGGAUGCGCCCAAAUUCACUAUUCAGUUCCUGAGGAGCUGGAGAAAGGCUCUAGGGUGGGAAACAUCGCCAAGGACCUGGGGUUGGAGCCCCAGGAACUAGAAGAGCGUGGAGUCCGUAUAGUCUCCAGAGGUAGGACUCAACUUUUCGCUCUGAACCUUCGAAGCGGCAACCUAAUCUCCGCAGGCAGAAUAGACCGGGAAGAGCUCUGUAUGGGCGUCUUAAAGUGUCAAUUAAAUCUGGAGAUUCUGUUGGAGGAUAAAGUAAAAAUAUACGGGGUAGUAGUAGAAGUGAGAGACAUUAACGAUAAUGCCCCCUAUUUCCGGGAAGAUGAAUUAGAAAUAAAAGUGAGUGAAAACGCAGCCACUGGGUUGCGGUUCCCUCUUCCCCACGCUUGGGAUCCGGAUAUCGGGAAGAACUCUCUCCAGAGCUAUGGACUCAGUAGUAAUACUCACUUCUCCCUGGACGUGCAAAGCGGAGCGGAUGGUAACAAGUACCCAGAAUUGGUUUUGGAGUGCGCCUUGGACCGGGAGCAGAAGGCUGUUCAUCACCUUGUUCUCACCGCCUCCGACGGGGGUGACCCAGUCCGCACAGGCACCACGCGCAUCCGUGUGAUGGUAGUUGAUGUGAAUGACAACGCACCAGUAUUUGCUCAGUCUGAGUACCGCGUGAGCGUUCCAGAGAAUGUGGCCGUAGGCACUAAGCUGCUUCUGGUAAGUGCCACCGACCCUGACGAAGGAGCCAAUGUGGAAGUGAUGUAUUCCUUCCGUUAUGUGGACAACAAGGCAGCCCAAGUUUUCAAACUAGAUGCUAAUUUAGGGACAAUUUCAACAAUAGGGGAGCUGAACCACGAGGAAUCAGAAUUCUACGAGAUGGAAGUGCAAGCAGUUGAUAACGCAGGGUAUUCUGCACGAGCCAAAGUCUUGAUCACAGUAUUGGAUGUGAAUGAUAAUGCCCCUGAAGUAGUUGUCAUCUCUCUCUCCAGCUCCAUUCUGGAAAACUCUCCCAGAGGGACAUUAAUUGCCCUUUUAAAUGUAAAUGAUCAAGACUCUGGGGAAAAUGGACAAGUGAUCUGUUUCAUCCGAGGGAAUCUGCCAUUUACAUUAGAAAAGUCUUAUGGAAAUUACUAUAGUUUAGUGACAGACACACUCCUAGACCGGGAACAGGUUCCUAGCUACAACAUCACGGUGACCGCCAGUGACAGAGGAAGUCCGCCCCUGUCCACGGAAACUCCUAUCUCACUGAAAGUAGCAGACACCAACGACAACCCGCCCGCCUUCUCUGACGCUUUCUACUCCGCCUAUAUCGUGGAGAACAACCCUAGAGGAGCCUCCCUAAUGUCCGUGACCGCCUGUGACCCCGACUAUGGAGUGAACGCCCAGGUCACUUACUCAUUGGCCGAGGACAGCCUUCCCGGACCGCCCAUAUCCUCCUACAUCUCCAUCAACUCCAACACUGGCGUUCUGUAUGCGCUGCGUUCCUUCGACUAUGAGCAGUUCCAAGACUUGCAUCUGCAAGUCACAGCGCAGGACAGCGGUGACCCUCCGCUCAGCAGCAACGUGUCUCUGAACUUGUUCCUGGUGGACCAAAAUGACAACGCGCCAGAGAUCCUGUACCCCGCCCUCCCCACCGAUGGUUCCACAGGCGUGGAGCUGGCGCCCUGCUCCGCAGAGCCCGGCUACCUGGUCACCAAGGUGGUGGCGGUGGACAGAGACUCGGGCCAGAACGCCUGGCUGUCCUACCGCCUGCUCAAGGCGAGCGAGCCAGGGCUCUUCGCGGUGGGGCUGCACACGGGCGAGGUGCGCACGGCGCGGGCCCUGCUGGACAGAGACGCGCUCAAGCAGAGCCUGGUGGUGGCGGUGCAGGACCACGGCCAGCCCCCUCUCUCGGCCACCGUCACGCUCACCGUGGCCGUGGCCGACAACAUCCCGGACGUCCUGGCCGACCUGGGCAGCAUCAGGACCCCCGCCGACCCGGACGAUUCGGACCUCACGCUGUAUCUGGUGGUGGCGGUGGCGGCAGUCUCGUGCGUCUUCCUGGCCUUUGUCAUCGUGCUGCUGGCGCUCAGGCUGAGGCGCUGGCACGCGUCGCGUCUGCUCCAGGCUUCCGGAGGCGGGCUGGUGGGCGUGCCGGCCUCGCACUUUGUGGGCGUGGACGGGGUGCGGGCUUUCCUGCAGACCUAUUCCCACGAGGUCUCCCUGACCGCGGACUCGCGGGAGAGUCACGUGAUCUUCCCCCAGCCCAACUACGCGGACACGCUCAUCAGCCAGGAGAGCUGUGGGAAAAGCGAGCCUCUUUUACUGUCAGGUAGUUCAGCGUUCUCUAAAGAUAAUCAUGCAUUAAUUCAGAUGAGUACAUAUCAAAUAUUCUUCUCUGGGUUUUGAACAAAAUAUCUUAGUGUGGGUAGUGUGUAUUUCGAAUUUAGAAAGCAGACGCCAAAAAUUUAUAUAUGCGUGGUAGACACCAAGGACAACUUGGAGGCCUUCUCUCAUGCCUUAUUUAUAACAAUGUUUAUGUAUUUUAUAUAUAUAUAUAAAUUUAUAACCACUUUGGUACUUUUAAAUACUCAAUUUUUUCUAAUUUAAUUAACCAGGUGUACCUUCUUUUAAUUGGUCUUUUUAUUUACCUUUGGCCGCACAACAUUUUUAUGUUGAACAUCUGAUGUCAAUUUAUCCAUUAAAACCCCAAAUUCUUGUAGAGGGAUUCACUCUAAUUUAUGAAAAGUAUAAAUGCAAUUUCAAAUAAACUUUUAUGAGUAGAGGGGUCUCUAACUACACAUGAAGUUGCUAACAAAUUCAUAAAGUGCAUUUAGUUUCUUUUAAAGUGAAGUAAUUGUGGUCAUAGGGGUGCAUACAUUUAUACUUUCUUAGGUCCUAAGUCAUUUCAUGGUUUCACAUAAUUCUUGAACUUCCAAAUAUACCGAGUUUAUUUUCUACAUACUUAAAACUUUGUCAUUGAAAUAUGCAAACAGAGGUGCCCCACUGGCUUAGUGAGUAAGAGUAGCAUGCUCUUGAUCUGGGGUUGUAAGUUCAAGCCCCAUGUUGGGUGUAGAGAUUACCUAAAAGUAAAAUCUUAAAAAAAUAUAUGCAAACAGUGUAAGUGUUGUCAUGAAGAAAAACUGAAGAGAUUGUUUAUUUUUUAUCCCCACUGUAGAUUUUUGGGAAUUCAAUGUAUGUAUGUGUUUCCAGGGGAGAUAUUUCUUUAGUUUACUCAUACUGAUGAUCUUGAUGAUGACUUUGUGAAACAGUUAACAAAUUGUGUUUUGAAUGCAUUUUUGGUAAUGUGGUGCAUUUGCAGUAGUCUCUCUUCUUACGUAAGUUUCCAUAACUUUCACACAUAGAAAAAACUAUGGAAAGUGCUCAGAGUCUAAGUGUUUUUUGAGAACCUAAUGCUUAUUGUAUAACGUUGAACCUAAAUUGAAUGCUAAUUCAUAUUAUUCUUGGGAAAGCAUUGCUGGAACCUGUAAGAAGUUUGGAUCUUUGGGUGAAUUCUGUAAAGGGGUAGGGGAUCAUAGCAUCCUUAUUAUUUUCUCUUUGUUACCAAUCUCCUUUCAAAAAUCCAGUAGUUCAUAUUUAGAAUUAUAAAAGAGAUUAGAAAUCAUUUGAGAAAGAAAGGUAAUUAAAUAGCCCUAAAAUGAAGCAGUUACUGCUAAUGAAUUGACAUGUCACUUUAUGUUUUUCGUGACAACCAGUAUAAAAAAAAGAAAACAUAGGAUGGUUCUAUUUGUCUGAUUUUUAAAAAAGGAAGUUUUUAAGUCUACCUGAAAUUUUGUAUUGACAUUAAGUUCCCAUGGAACUCAAUAAGUAGAGCUUUCUAAGUGAUAUCACUGGGAGUAGCGGGCAGUAUGACCUCCUGUUUUGUAAAAACUAUCAAAACGUUUAUCACAAGGCCAGUUCUCACAUGGUGGUCAAUUCAAAAUGAAAGACAUAACACACAAUAGAAAUUAUUUGGGAAACCUGCGAUAGUUCAGUUAUGCUGACUUCUGUUCACUUAACCUGAUUUAGAGACAAAUCAUUAAGUUAGGGCAAUGAACAAUCAUGACCCUUCAGCUGAAUCUCAAGAAUCAGUGAUCUCAACUAAUGCUUCCAGGUGAGCUAAAUAGGCUUCAUUAAUUUGUUGAGUGAAUGAACAAAUGUGUGUGCUCUGGGGAUUAUCUGCUAUUGGUAUUCUCAGAUGUAGUUUCAUAGAAAAGUAGCAGCUUUGAAAUGAGGUAACUACUCAUUUUGUGACCUUUGACAACUUAUAUAGUGUCUAUCAGCUUCAGCAAAAUUGGGACAAUAAUAUAUAAUUUGAAAGAUUGUGGUGAGGACUAGUGAUAACAUAAACCACCUGGUUCAUAAUAGGUAAUUAAUGGUAGCCAUUUUUUUACAUUGUUGAUAUAAAAAGCUUUUACUGUCAGCACACUUGACAUUCUGUUGUGAAAAGUAAUAAUGAUUUGUGUGUUCUCGUUGUCUAACGGGUUGACCUGUGAGUGGAAGUAAAACUAUUCUAAAGUUUUUAUGAAAGCUAAUUUAAAAAGUUUAGGGGCGCCUGGGUGGCUCAGUCAGUUAAGUGUUUGCCUUUGGCUCAGGUCAUGGUCCCGGGGUCCUGGGAUCGAGCCCCACAUUGCAUUCCCUGCUCAGUAGGGGAGUCUGCUUCUCCCUCUCCCUCCGCCCCUGCUCAUGUGCUCUUUCACUCACUGUCUCUUAAAUAAAUAAUCUUUAAAAAAAACAAGUGCUUAAGUAUUCUUUUUUAAACUUGUUUAAAAAUUGAAUUAUAAUUGACGCACAAUAUUAUAUUAGUUUCAGGUGCAUGACAGCGAUUCAGUAUUUUUUAAAAAUAUUUUGUUUAUUUAUUUUAGAGAGCACGUGAGCAACGGAGGAGCAGAAGGAGAGGGAGGCAAUCUCUAGUGGGCAGACUCUGCACUGAGUGCAGAGCCCAUGACUCUAAGAUCAUGAGCUGAGCCAAAAUCAAGAGUUGGGCACUCACCCACCUGAGCCACCCAGGUGCCCCUCAGUAUUUUUAUAUAUUAUGAAAUGAUCACCUCGAUAGGUCUAGUUACUAUCUGUUACUCUACAGAGUCAUUAUAGUAUUAUUGACUGUAUUCUCUUUGCUGUAUGUUACAUCCCCAUGACUUAUUUUAUAACUGGCUUGUAUCAGUUGAUCCCCUUCCCCUAGGGGGAUUAGGUGAUGGAUGAUUUAUAAACAGCAGAAAUGUAUUGCUUACUGUUUUGAAGGCUGGAAUUCUGAGAUAAGGGUGCCAGGAUGGUCAGGUGAGGGUUUUCUUAUAGAUCACAGACUUUUGGCUGUGUCCUCACAUGGCAGAAGGGGCAAAGGAUCUCCCUAGGCACAUUAUUGGUUGAGAAGCCUCUGUUUGGGGUCAUAAAAGAUGGAGGAACCAUUGUUUUGGAUGGGAGAGUUUUUGAGUGUUAAUUUUUCUCUCUUUUUUUUUUAAAGGUUUAUAAUGACAUGGGACAUUUUUUUUUUAAAGAUUUUAUUUAUUUAUUUGAGAGAGAGAGAGAGAAACAUCACGAGAGGGGAGAGGGUCAGAGGGAGAAGCAGGCUCCCCACUGAGCCGGGAGCCCGACGCGGGAUUCGAUCCCGGGACUCCAGGAUCAUGACCUGAGCCGAAGGCAGUCGCUUAACCAACUGAGCCACCCAGGCGCCCAACAUGGGACAUUUUUAAAAAAGAUUUCAUGUAUUUAUUUGAGAGAGAGAGAGCACAAGCAGGGUGAGGGGCAGAGGGAGAAGCAGACUCCCCGCUGAGUAGGGAACCUGCUGCAGAGCUCGAUGCUAGAGAUGCUAGAACUCCGAGAUCAUGACCUAAGCCGAAGGCAGACACUUAACCGACCGAGCCACCCAGGCGCCCCAGUUUUUCUCUUUCUGAACCAUAGCAAAACCUAAACAAGUGUCCUGUGAAAUUUCUUUUUUCUUUUUUCUUUUUUUUUUAUUCAUGAGAGACAGAGCGGGAGAGAAAGGCAGAGGGAGAAGCAGGCUCCCAAGGAGCAGGGAGCCUGAUGCGGGACUUGAUCCCAGGACCCUGAGAUCAUGACCUGAGCCGAAGGCAGACGCUUAACCAUCUGAGCCACCCAGGCGCCCCCCUGUGAAAUUUCUUAUUUAAAGGACCUAUUUAUUCCAUUAGGAUUGCUAGGAUGAUUUAACUGGAGAAUGGAUCAUCAAAACCUGAAAGCUGGAGUUAUUUGGUUUUGGUCACAUGAGAGUUUAAGCUAACAUAAUGUAUUGUUUUUAAGAUUUUUAUUUAUUUAUUUCUUUGAGAGAGAGAAAGUGCACAAGCAGAGGGAGAGGGAGAAGCAGACUCCCCACUGAGUGGGGAGCCCGAUGUGGAUCUCAAUCCAGGACCCCAGGAUCAUGACCUGAGCCACCCAAGCACCCCUAACAUAAUGUAUUUAAUGUAAGAUGUCAAUCUUAGCUUUAGGAUAAUUUGUUGACAAUUUGGGACUGAUAAUUAGGAUAUUUGUUGAUUUUUUUUUUUUUUUUAGAGUAACCAGGCAGUGGAUUUGGAUGUUUAUUUUUGUGCUGGUUCCAGUAAUGAAAUUACGUCAAGAAUUUGGCUUGUCUUCCUAUGUGUUAAGAAUGGUGGGUUUUCGUUCACUUAGUCUAAUAAGUUGAAGUGUUCAUCUAUAAUUUAAAAGUUGCAGCUUCACUAUUUCAUAGAACCUAAAGUUGAAAUGUAAUCUAUCAACAUUCUUCCCCCACAUCCAUUCUAGAAGAGAUAUUAGGCUGUUUGAAGCAGAAAUAGGCUAGGAUCCUUGGUGAGACUGUACAACUAGUUGAUACUGUGCAACCCAUAGAUCAUUUUGUUUCAUUUUAUUUAAAAUUUUUUUUUUAUUUGUUAGAGCACAAGCUGGGGGAGCAGCAGGCAGAGGGAGAAGCAGGCUCCCUGCUGAACAAGGAGCCCGAUGUGGGACUCAAUCCCAGGGCCCUGGGAUCAUGACCUGAGCUGAAGGCAGACGCUCAACCGACUGAACCAUCCAGGCAUCCUCUCAGAGAUCAUUUUAAGCUGAAUUAGAAGGCUAAUGAUAAAUGAAUGGGCUGUAUCAGUUUUCUCAGUUACAUGUGACAGUAUAGUUGUGAUCAUGAAUUGAAUUUUUCUGGUGAAAAAUCUGCUUUUUCUUCAUGCAAGAUACCAAGUCCAAAAAAUUAAACACAUCCACGUUAAAUAUGUGUAGUUCUUUGUGUAUCAACUAUACCUCAAUAAAACUACUUUUAAAAAUUUUAAAGCAAACAGUGUGAAGGGAUAUUGAUCAAAGUAGUGAGUGUAUAUAUUAGGAAAGAGACAGAUUUACUCUCCUGAGUUAAACUUAAGAGUUCAUUGGGGCACCUGGGUGGCUCAGUUGGUUAAGCGACUGCCUUCGGCUCAGGUCAUGACCCUGGAGUCCUGGGAUCAAGUCCCACAUCGGGCUCCCUGCUCGGCAGGGAGUCUGCUUCUCCCUCUGACCCUCCCCCCUCUCAUGCUCUCUCUCUCUAUCUCAUUCUCUCUCUCAAAUAAAUAAAUAAAAUCUUAAAAAAAAAACUUAAGAGUUCAUUUUUAGGAAACCAUAUCUACUGAAAAGUUAUCAAUAAAAGAAUGUACUGUUUAGGAUUCUUAAAAUACUAAUAGGAAAAGAUAGCCUAUGGCAAAGGUAAUUGAAAAAAACCUUUGAUAGAGGAUGAGUUUCCUUGAUACCAAAUGGGAAGAGUUCUGGUUCAAGAAGAUGCGAAGAAAUUGUCAUCAGAUCAACUAUAGACUCAAGAUAAUUUAUAUGUAAAAGAAAUCAGUACUUCUGCAGUUUCUCUUAGAGAAGCCAUAAAAAGAUCUAUGUAUAAUGUCAUUAAUGACAAGUAUAAUUUCUUAGUUCAUCUUUAAGUCUCUGAAAUGUUUCAUACAAUGAUUUAUACCCCUUCUAAAUAUUCAGUAAAAGGCUUCAGUUCAGUAAUUAGAAAACGGUCUCUUACAUAGAUCAAUGGAACAGAAUAGAAAACCCAGAAAUGGACCCACAACUAUAUGGUCAACUCAUCUUCAACAAAGCGGGAUAGAAUAUCCAAUGGAAAAAAGAGAGUCUCCGCAAUAAAUGGUGUUGUGAAAACUGGACAACAACAUGCAGAAGACUGAAACUGGACCACUUUCUUACACCAUUCACAGAAAUAAAUUCAAAAUGGAUGAAACACCUAAAUAUAAGACAGGAAACCAUCAAAAUCCUAGAGGAGAACACAGGCAGCGACCCCUUUGACCUCAGCCGCAGCAACUUCUUACUAGACAUAUAGCCGGAGGCAAGGGAAAUAAAAGCAAAAAUGAACUAUUGGGACCUCAUCAAAAUAAAAAGCUUCUGAAGGAAACAAUUUACAAAACUAAAAGGCAACCAAUGUAAUGAGAGAAGAUAUUUGCAAAUGACGUAUCAGAUAAAGGGCUAAUAUCCAGAAUCUAUAAAGAACUUAUCAAGCUCAAUACCCCAAAAAACAAAUAAUCCAGUUAAGAAAUGGGCAGAAGACAUGAACAGACAUCUGGAAAGAAGACAUCCAGAUGUGCUAACAGACACAUGAAAAUAUGCUCAAUGUUACUCAUCAGGGAAAUACAAAUCAAAACCACAGUGAGAUACCACCUCACACAGGAAACAGGAUGGUGGUGAGGAUGUGGAGAAAGGGGAACCCUCUUAUACUGUUGGUAGGAAUGCAAACUGGUGCAGCCACUCUGGAAAACAGUAUGGAGGGUCCUCAAAAAGUUAAAAAUAGAACUUCUCUAUGGUCCAGCAAUGACACUACUAGGUAUUUACCCAAAGGAUACAAAAAUAAAUAGUUGCCUUAAACAUACGCUUUUCAUAUUGUGUAACUUCUUAGAGGCUUUCUGUAUAUUUGUGGCUGAAGAUCCAGCCAGUAAUUCAUCCUGAGACUGUUAUUUGGAAAAAAUAAAGCUUCCAUAUAAAAAAAUUUUUUUAAAGAGACAGCCUAAAAAUUAUCUUAAGUAUCAAGAAACUAUAAAAAGAAGUCAUCACUUUGACCUCGUAUGGUGGAGUCACUGAGAAUAUGAAUUCCCAGGAAUAUUUAAUUGGAUAAAUAAGGCUGUACUACUACUACCUUUCAGCCUAUAAAUUCCAUUGAGAAACAUCUUUCUCUUUGUUCUCAACUCUCCAGAACAUUGAGCUUUCAUUACUUCAGGCUGCAGUGCUAAGGCAGGGACUCAGAGCACUGCUGUGAGUCAAUGUGGAAAUAGAGAUUAACAAGGAGAUCUGUGAAGGUUCCUGCUGGGUGACUUUCCCCACGGGACCUUGCCAAAGAUAUGGGGCUAGGUGUCCAGGACUUGCUUGUUCAGAAGCUGUGGAUUAACGUGGAAAAAGAAUAGUUCAGUCUGAGUGAAGAAAGUAGACACUUAACUUGUAACAGGAUGGACCUGGAACAUAAAAGACCAUAUACCAUAGUUUGUAUCAAAUGUUUAGAAAUGGUAGUUGAAAAGCCUUUAAAUGCUUUCCACCCUAAUAUAGAUGUGCAAGGUGCCAAUGAUAAUACUCCCCAGUUCAUCAGGAGUGUUACUGACUCAAAUAUGUGAACUGACCCAGCUUGGGGCAAGAUCCGUAAUAGAACCUACGGAAGAUACUGAUGUUGGAAGCUAUUCCUUUACAAAAUUGCCACCUUAGCAGCAACACUUUGUCUUUGAAGUAACAGACCAACAGUGGAAACAAAUAUGUUGAGCCUGUGUUAGAGAAGCCACUGGACUAGGAAAAGCAAAACUCAUGUGGCUUAGUCCUGAUAACCUUAGAUGACAAAGACGGUCCUGAAGCAGCACUGCUCAGAUCCCCACCCUGGCAGUUGAUGCAGUUAUACCCCCCUCCUCAGUUUCAGCCAGAAUGUGUCUGGACUCAGCCUUUUAGAAGACAUGCCUCUGGGCACCUCCAUGGUGAGGGUGAGGGCCACUGACCCAUAUGAGAAUAGCCGUGUGGAUAUCAGAUAUGUCUUUGCUUCCCAGAGUACCAGUUUAAUCUUGAUCACAAUCGUAGUGAGAUGAAAACUUUAAGUACAUUGGGCUAUGAUGAGAUUAAAACAUGCUCCAUGGUUUGGGAAGCAAGGAAUGGUGGAAGGGGAGGACUGAUUGCCUAGUGUAGUUGAGAUCAAAAUUCUGGAUGAUAAUGACAAAAUACCAGAGCUGAUUUUUACUUCUUUUUCCACAAUGAUUUCUGAAGAUUCUGCACCUUAAAAAGUAAUGACUCUGUUUAAAACACAGGAUCCAGGGCACCUGGGUGGCUCAGUUGGUUAAGCGACUGCCUUCGGCUCAGGUCAGGAUCCCGGAGUCCUGGGAUCGAGUCCCACAUCGGGCUCCCGCCUCAGCGGGGAGCCUGCUUCUCCCUCUGACCCUCUCCCCUCUCAUGCUGUUUCUCUGUCUCUCUCUCUUUCUCUCAAAUAAAUAAAUAAAUAAAAUCUUUAAACAAACAAACAAACAAACAAAAAACCCACAGGAUCCAGAUUUGGCAGAAGAAGGGAGGUCACGUGUCUGGUACAGAUUCAGAAUUGAAUCUUCUACCGAUAAUUACUACAUGCUUGCAACAGAUGGGGCCCUGGACUGGGAGCCGACCCUAGGGUCCAAUGUUACCAUCAUGGCCACAGACAGAAACAAGUCACUUCUCUCCUCCAGCAGAAAUACCACCCUACACGUUGGUGACAUCAACAACAGGCCAGUUUUCCACCAGGCCUCCUGGUGGUCCACAUGGCCAAGAAUAGCCCUCCCAGAACCUCCAUUGCCCAAGUCUGCACCUCAGAUCCUGACCUGGGACCCAACAGCAGUAUCUCUUACUCCUUUGUGGCCAAUUUUUGUACUUUAAAUGAAUUGGAGGUAGCACAGAAUGCUGGAUAGGGACAGUUCCUAGUAAUCAGGUGGAUCCGAAUAAUGUUAGCAUAGCAUUUCACUCAACUUACAGUUUACAAACCCUUGAAAAAUUAUAUAAUAACAUUUGCAUAUAAAAUUCCCUGUUAUGUAUCACUGUCAGUGGUUAGAUUGCAGUCUAAAAUAUAACAGGGAAAUAUAAAUAUAUAAUAUAAAAUUAUAUAAAUAUAAAAUAUAAAAAGGAAAAGGAAAUAUUAACUGUUGGAAAGUACAUAUAGGUAAAGUGGGUAAUAAGGAAGCUGUAAAGAGUGAAAGGAAAAUUACUCGUAAGUCAAGAUAAAGAAUAUUAGUAAGAUGUAUAAAAUAGUGUCUGAUUGGUUACGGUAGGAAUAAUUUAUUUUUGACGGUAGGAUUCCUUAUUGGUGUGGAUUCUGUUGUCUAAGCUAUGUUAAUUUUAUUGUAAAUGCACCUGGCUGUUGGUCUCUAAAAGGAAUUCAGGAUAUUAGAUAAUUUGGCAUCUUCAACCCAGAUUCCAUUGUUCACCCAAAGAGUUUGCUAAUGCUUGGAAACCAAGAAAAGUCAAGCAUCUCAACAACUAUGUGUCACUUGCAUAUAUUGGCUUUAUCUUGUGUAGUAUUUUCUCUAACAGUGUGUUAAGGAAGGCCCUGAAUAUUCCUGGUGAGCAAAGGGCACUUAUUUGACAUCUAUUGAUUCUUCUAUUUGCCUUGUUUUAAACUGAUUUUUGCAUGUUAUAUGAGGUAACAAAUCAAUGAGGUAGGAGUCAAGGUUCUUUUUCCCCAUAUGAUGCCCAGUUUCUCCAACAUCAUUUGUUGAAAGGAUGUUCAUUUUCCUGUUGAAUUGAUUUGGCACCCUUGUUGAAAAUCAUUUGAUACAAAUAGGUCUAUUUCUCAACUCCCUGUCAUGUGCCAUGGAUCUUUUUGUCCUUUUGCCACAACCACACUGUCUAGAUUAUUGUAGCUUUAUAGUAAGUCUUGAAGUCAGGUAGGUAAAUCUUCCAUCCUUUUUCUUGUUUUCACAUUGUUUUGACUAUUCAUGAUCCUAUCUCUUUCCAAAUAAAAUUCAUUUUCUCACUUUCCAGAGAGAGAGAAAAAGCCUGCAAGGGGUUUGAAUGGGAUUGACCAAAUCUAUAAAUCUUUUGGGAGAGAGGUCAUUUGAACAAUAUUGAGACUUACAGCAUAUGGGAAUGGUAUUAUAUUUCCAUGUAUUUUAGAUCUUUAACUUCUCUUAGCAAUGUUUCAGAGUUUUUAGUGUAGAGGUCUUGUAUAUCUUCCAUUAAAUUAUUCCUAUGUAUUUUAUGGUUUUGGAUAUUAUUGUAAAAUGUAUUUUAAUUUAAUUUUAUGAUUGUUGCUGGCUUACAGAAAAACUUGAUUUUUGUAUACUUCAUAUGGUUUUGAAAAACAGGAAGUGUGGUGCACUCUAGUCUCAUACUAUGUGAGAAUAUAAUGUAAAAGAGUAUAGUAUAAGCUUAAGCCACCUCCACUUAAGUUCAGGCAUCCAUUCUCUGAAAUAUAUAGGUUGGAAGAGCCCAUCCAAAAACAAAGUAAACACUAGUGUCUUCCCCAAGUCUAGCAGUGGUUGGAUCAUUCAUUCAUUUAUAUAACAAAUAUUAUUAAGUGCCUGCUACAUGCAAAACACUGUCCUAAGUUCCAAGUAUGCACCAAUGAACAAGGCAAAUGCGAUUCCUGACUUAAUGGGUCCCUUUCUAAGGUAUGGUCUUUAAGAAGUCUGAUAAAUACCUCCAAAGAGAAAAACAAAGAUGCUAAGAGAGCUUAUAAUAGGGAGGCCUCCCCUAGUCUGGGAGGGUCAGGGAGAAGUUCUUUCAGGAAGUUAUAAAUUUAACAUGAGAUCUGAAAGAUGAGUAGAAGUUAGGUAGGUAACAAGGAGAAUAAAGGAGAAAUUGGUGGAGCAAAUAGUGGUGUGAAAGUCCUUUAAGAAAAGGUGAGCAAUUGAAAAAGUCUAGGGAGGCUAAAAAUGUUAAAUAAGUAGAUGAGGUACAUCUAUUACAAGGCAGAGUCCUGUAAACCAUAUUAAAGAUUCUGGAUUUUAUUCUAAGUACUUUCAUAUUUAGGAGUUUUUGAAUGGUUUUAAACAAGGCAGUGACAAAAUAUGUUUUGAAUUUUUAAAAGCUGUCUCUGGUUUCCUGUGUGGCAAAUUGAUUUCUGAGGGUAAUAAAUGGAAGUAGGGAGAACAGAUGGGAGACUAUGGCAAUGUUCCUGAUAAGAAAUGGUGCUGGAUGGGGUGCCUGGGUGGCUCAGUCAUUAAGUAUCUGCCUUCGGCUCAGGUCAUGAUCCCAGGGUCCUGGGAUCCAGCCCCACAUUGGGCUCCCUGCUUGGUGGGAAGCCUGCUUCUCCCUCUCCCACUCUCCCUGCUUGUGUUUCUGCUCUCACCAUCUCUCUGUCUGUCAAAUAAAUAAAACCUUAAAAAAAAUUGUGCUGGAUUGGAUUAAAGGGAAGGUAGUGGAUGUAGAAACAAAUGGAUGGAUUGGAGAUAUAUUUAAGAAAUAGAUACAACAAGACAGUAGUGGAAUGGAGGAAUGUAAACUCUUUAAGGUCAGGGACUAUUUUCUUUAUUACAUUAUUCAGUGUCUGGAAAAAUCAUUGCCUGGCCGCUGGUAGAUUCACAAUUAAAUAUUGUUGACUGAAUAAAUACAGUGGAUGAAAGAGGGGGAGGAUUAAGAAUCAUUUCCAGAUUUGUGAAUUAAGGAACUGGAUGGACAAAGGUACCAUUUGUGAGUUGUGGAAGACUAGUGAAGGAUAGAUCACAGAGAAAUUAGGAGUUGUGAAGUUAUUUGAGAUUCUGUGAAAUAUCCAAGUGCAGAUACUAAGAGUGUGGUUGGACAUAAUGGUAACCAUUCUUUUACUCUGAUUCCUUCCAUUGUGAUAAUCCAUUCAGGUGGGUAGAUCCUUACCAGGCUGAGCAUGAUAAGCUUCCUGACAGCUCUAUACUGGUAUGUUCUGGGACUCAUCAUAGUGCUACCCCUGUGCUUUAUUUUUCUUCCUGAUCACUUUUUCAUUAUUAGAGAUAUCUGUUACCCAGAGAACCUCAGUGUUUAAUUCAUGUCCACCCUACUUUUCAGACUAGUUCCGGUGCCAAGUUCUUUCUGCCUCUGGAAUUGUGUUUGGAUUAUAAUUUACCAGGCUGUUUUAUUGUUGCUUAAUUUUCUUGGUUGUAUAUUUUUCAUGCUAAUUUUUAAGCCUAGUAUUUUUUUCACCAUCUAUUGUUGGCUUACAAACAGCAAAAUUUCAGAUAAGGAACGUUUGGGAUAAGGAUGCAUAGCAAUAAUAAUAAAAUCAUUGGAUUUUAAUAUUACUGAUACACUUGGAAGAAAUACCCACACGUACCUUAGGCAUCCUUUACAUUCCUUAGUAACCAUGUUUAAAAGAUAAUAUUUUUUUUUCUGUGACUUUCAUCUGACAUAUAUUUGCUGCUUCCUCACUGUGUUCUCUUUCUCUCCCUAACAAGAAUAUAAGCUCCUUCAUGGCAAGGAUUUAUUUUUUUCUAUGCUAUAUUUUUAAGGCCUGUAACAGUGCUUGACUUUGUUAAGCUCUAAAUGAAUAUUUCCUGAAUAAAUUAAUGGUAAUUAAGCAUUUUAAGUUGAAACCAACAGUGUUGAUGAUGGUUGAACUUCUUCUCCCCCUAAGGGGAUAGAAAUUUUCCAUAUUUUGAUAGAGGUAUGAUUAUAUGGGUAUAUACAUUUGUCCAAACUCAUUGAACUCAAGAUCCUUGCUGUUCACUGUACAUAAACUAUACUUUAAUUUAAAAAGAGAAAACAAAUAAAACAUCAGAUUCCCCCCACCUACUCUUGCCUCCAUACUCACCCCCAAGAGGUCACUACUGUUAAUAUCUGAUUAUGUAUACUUCCAGGCACUUUUUGUAUAUGUAGGUAUGUGUGUGUGUUUUUGAGUAACAGGGAUCAUUUUAUAGAAAGUAUACUGUUCUGCAACUUGCUUUUCCCAAUUAAUAAUAUUUCUGAUGCCUUUUGAGUACUUUUAGGUCUGCCAUCUACCACAAUCUUAAUAAUUUUCCUUUAUUUUGUGAUAAGAAACACAUUUACAUGGUUCAAAAAUCAAAAGGAUGUAUAAUAGGUAUAUAUUGUCUUAUUCCAAUUCCUGACUUAUUCUUCUACCCCUGUUUCCUCCUGCACCCAUACAUUUUAUUAGUUUCUUAAGUAUCCUUUCAGCAUUUCUUUAUACAGAUAGGGGGCAAGUAUGGACACAUAUUUUUUCCACGUUUCUUGCAAAAAAGAUAUACUGUUCUCUAUCUUGAGUUCAUGACUCCACAAUAUAUCCUUUAAAAAUCUUUCCAUAUUAAUACAUAAGAGAGUUUUUUUUUUUAACAGCUGCUUGGUAUUCCAUUGUGCUAUUUAUCAGUAUCCUGGUAAAUAAAUUCGUACUUGGGAUGUUUCUAGUCUUUGAGUAUCACAAACAAUUGCAUUGAAUAGUCUUGUACUUAUAUUAUUUUGUGCAUGUGCAGUAUAUAUGUGGGAUGAAUUCCCAAAAGUAGAAUUGCUGGGUUAAAGAGUAGAUAGGUUUAUAAUGUUUAUAGGUGCCUUCACAGCAAGUUUUCUCUUUUUUUUUUUUUGCAUUUUUUUAUUAUUAACAUAUAAUGUAUUAUUUGUUUGAGGGGUACAGGUCUGUGAUUCAUCAGUCUUACACAAUACACAGCACUCACCACAACACAUACCCUCCCCAACGUCCAUCACCCAGCCACCCCAUCCCUCCCACUCCCCUCCACUCCAGCAACCCUCAGUUUCCUGAGAUUAAGAGUCUCUUAUGGUUUGUCUCCCUCUCUGGUUUUGUCUUGUUUCAUUUUUUUCCUCUCUUCCCCUAUGAUCCUCUUCAAAUUCCACAUAUCAGUGAGAUCAUAUGAUAAUUAUCUUUCUCUGAUUGACUUAUUUAGCUUAGCAUAAUACCCUUUAGUUCCAUCCACAUCAUUGCAAAUGGCAAGAUUUCAUUUUUUUGAUGGCUGCAUAGUGGACAUCUGGGCUCUUUCCAUAGUUCGGCUAUUAUGGACAUUGAUCCUAUAAACAUUGGAGUGCAGGUGCCUCUUGGGUUUACUACAUUUGUAUCUUUGGAGUAAAUACCCAGUAAUACAAUUGCUGGGUUAUGGGUAGCUCUAUUUUCAACUUUUUGAGGAACCUCCAUACUGUUUUCCAGAGUGGCUGCACCAGCUUGCAUUCCUACCAACAGUGUAGGAGGGUUCCCCUUCCUCCACAUCCUCGCCAACAUCUGUCAUUUCCUGACUUGUUAAUUUUACCCAUUCUUACUAGUAUGAGGUGGUAUCUCAUUGAGGUUUUGAUUUGUAUUUCCCUGAUGCCGAGCAACGUUGAGCACUUUUUCAUGUGUCUGUUGACCAUUUGGAUGUCUUCUUCGCAGAAAUGUAUCUUCAUGUCUUCUGCCCAUUUCUUGAGUGGAUUAUUUAUUCCUUGGGUGUUGAGUUUGAUAAGUUCUUUAUAGAUUUUGGAUACUAGCCCUUUAUCUGAUAUGAUAUUUACAAAUAUCUUCUCCCAUUCUGUUCGUUGUCUUUUGGUUUUGUUGACUGUUUCCUUUGCUGUGCAAAAGCUUUUUAUCUUGAUGAAGUCCCCAUAGUUCAUUUUGCCCUUGCUUCCCUUGCCUUUGGCGAUGUGUCUAGGAAGAAGUUGUUGUGGCUGAGGUUGAAGAGAUUGCUGCCUCUGUUCUCCUCAAGGAUUUUGAUGGAUUCCUGUCUCACAUUUAGGUCUUUCAUCCAUUUUGAGUCUAUUUUUGUGUGUGGUGUAAGGAAAUGGUCCAGUUUCAUUCUUCUGCAUGUGGCUGUCCAAUUUUCCCAACACCAUUUGUUGGAGACUGUCUUUUUUCCAUUGGACAUUCUUUCCUGCUUUGUCAAAGAUUAGUUGACCAUAGAGUUGAGGUCCAUAUCUGGGCUCUCUAUUCUGUUCCAUUGAUCUCUGUGUCUGUUUUUGUGCCAGUACCAUACUGUCUUGAUGAUGACAGCUUUGUAAUAGAGCUUGAAGUCCAGAAUUGUGAUGCCACUAGCUUUGGUUUUCUUUUUCAACAUUCCUCUGGCUUUUCGGGGUCUUUUCUGGUUCCAUACAAAUUUUAGGAUUAUUUGUUCCAGUUCUGUGAAAAAAGUUGAUGGUAUUUUGAUAGAGAUUGCAUUAAAUGUGUAGAUUGCUCUAGGUAGCAUUGACAUUUUAACAAUAUUUGUUCUUCCAAUCCAUGAGCAUGGAAGGUUUUUCAUUUCUUUGUGUCUUCCUCAAUUUCUUUUGUGAGUAUUUUAUAGUUUUCUGAGUACAGAUCCUUUGCCUCUUUGGUAGAUUUAUUCCUAGGUAUCUUACGGUUUUGGGUGCAAUUGUAAAUGGGAUCAACUCCUUAAUUUCUCUUUCUUCUGUCUCGUUGUUGGUGUAUAGAAAUGCAAAUGAUUUCUGUGCAUUGAUUUUAUAUCCUGCUACUUUACUGAAUUCCUGUAUGAGUUCUAGCAGUUUUGGGGUGGAGUCUUUUGGGUCUUCCACAUAAAGUAUCAUAUCAUCUGCAGAGAGUGAGAGUUUGACUUCUUUGCUGAUUCAGAUGCCUUUUAUUUCUUUUUGUUGUCUGAUUGCUGAGGCUAGGACUUCUCGUACUAUGUUGAACAGCAGUGGUGAUAGUGGACAUCCCUACUGUGUUCCUGACCUUAAGGGAAAAACUCUCAGUUUUUCCCCAUUGAGAAUGAGAUUCACUGUGGGUUUUUCAUAGAUGGCUUUUAUGAUACUGAGGUAUGUACCCUCUAUCCCUACACUGUGAAGAGUUUUAAUCAAGAAAGGAUGCUGUACUUUGUCAAAUGCUUUUUCUGCAUCUCUAUUGAGAGUAUUAUAUGGCUUUUGUCCUUUCUUUUAUUAAUGUAGUGUAUCACAUUGAUUGAUUUGUGGACGUUGAACCAACCUUGCAGCCCAGGAAUAAAUCCCACUUAGUCAUGGUGGAUAAUCCUUUUAAUGUACUAUUGGAUCCUGUUGGCUAGUAUUUUGGUGAGAAUUUAUGUGUCCAUGUUCAUCAGGAAUAUUGGUCUGUAAUUCUCCUUUUUGGUGGGGUCUUUGCCUGGUUUUGGGAUGAGGGUAAUGCUGGUCUCAUAAAAUGAAUUUGGAAGAUUUCCUUCCAUUUCUAUUUUUUGGAAAAGUUUCAGAAGACUAGGUAUUAAUUCUUCUUUAAAUGUUUGGUAGAAUUCCCCUGGGAAGCCAUCUGGCCCUGGGCUCUUGUUUGUUGGGAGAUUUUUGAUUACUGCUUCAAUUUCCUUGCUGGUUAUGGGUCUGUUCAGGUUUUCUCUUUCUUCCUGUUUCAGUUUUGGUAGUUUAUAUGUCUCUAGGAAUGAAUCCAUUUCUUCCAGAUUGUCUAAUUUGUUGGCAUAAAGUUGCUCAUAAUAUGUUCUUAUAAUUAUUUGUAU